Molecule: messenger RNA, 3289 nt
Organism: Sphaerodactylus townsendi
Lineage: Eukaryota; Metazoa; Chordata; Lepidosauria; Squamata; Sphaerodactylidae
Product: zinc finger protein OZF-like
Exons: 2
Biological process (GO): negative regulation of transcription by RNA polymerase II
Molecular function (GO): DNA-binding transcription repressor activity, RNA polymerase II-specific
Source: RefSeq, a predicted model, not a curated record
GGGUAUUAUUACUCAGAGUGUGGCAAGCAGUUCUUAGAGAAUUCAAAUCUCAUUCAACACAAGAAUAGUGACCAUUCAGGAGAGAAGACAUUUCCCUGCUUCGUGAAUGGAAAUAAUUUCUUUGAUGGUGACCCACAUAAAUGUGGAAAGAGAUUCAAUAGCACUGUCGAUCUUCAACAACAUCUAAGAAUUCUUAAAGAGGAGAUACCUUUUAAAUGCUCUCAGUGUGGAAAGAAAUUCAGUCAAAGUGGUGAUCUUCAACUGCAUCUAGAAACCCAUGCAGGAGAGAAACGUUUUGAGUGUUCAGAGUGUGGAAAGAGAUUUAGUCAAAGUAGAUGUCUUCAUCUGCAUCAAAGAACACACACAGGAGAGAAACAUUUUGAGUGUUCAGACUGUGGCAAGGGAUUCAAUUGUAGUGGCGAUCUUCAACGGCAUCACAGAACUCACACAGGGGAGAAACCGUUCGAGUGCUUAGAGUGUGGAAAGAAAUUCAGUCAGAGUUGCAAUCUUCAACUGCAUCAAAGAACCCACACAGGGGAGAAACCUUUUGAAUGCUCUGAGUGUGGAAAGAGAUUCAGAGCGAGCAGCAAUCUUCAACGGCAUCACAGAACCCACACCGGGGAGAAAUAUUUUGAGUGCCCAGAGUGUGGAAAAAGAUUUAGUCAGAGCAGCAGUCUUCAACUGCAUCAAAGAACCCACACGGGAGAGAAGCCUUUUCAGUGCUCAGAGUGUGGAAAGAGAUUCAUUCAGAGUGGCAGUCUGCAAUACCAUCUUCGAACCCACACAGGAGAGAAACCUUUUGAGUGCUCAGUCUGUGGAAAGAGGUUCAGUCUCAGUAGCAUUCUUCAACUGCAUCAAAGAACCCACACAGGAGAGAAGCCUUUUGAGUGUUCAGAGUGUGGAAAGAGAUUCCCUUACAGUGGUAGUCUUCAGCAGCAUCUACGAACCCACACAGGGGACAAACUGUUUGAGUGCUCAGAGUGUGGAAAGAGAUUCCGUUACAAUGGUAGUCUUCAACAGCAUCUACGAACCCACACAGGGGACAAACCUUUUGAGUGCUCUGAGUGUGGGAAGAGAUUUAGUCAGAGUGGCAAUCUUCAAGUGCAUCAAAGAACCCAUACUGGGGAGAAACCUUUUGAGUGUCCAAAUUGUCAAAAGAGAUUCAGUCGAAGUGGCAGUCUUCAACGGCAUCAAAAAACCCACAGAAAGUAAAAAACAUUUUGAGUGCUGAGAGUUUGGAAAGAGAUUCUGUCUCAGUGGCAGUCUUCAAUGGCAUCAAAGUACACACAGAAAGUAAGACACUUUUGAGUGCUCAUGUGGAAAUAGAUUGAAGUAGGGGGCAGCCUUCAAGAGCAUCUGAAAACCGACACAGGGAACUAUCUUGUGAUGCCUUUGAUCCCAGACUUGUCACUCCCAACUUUCCCAUAUGCAGUGUACUCAUUCUUCAAAGUGCUGCCCAUAGAGUUGGUGCCAGUGUUGGAGAGUCACCAAAGCUUGGAGACCAACUGAGCCUUUGAUUUGCUUUCUCCGCAUGUUUAAAGAAGCACUAACCAGCUCACAGGCGCAUCACCACUGGUGUUUUGUGACUUGGAGCAGCAGACACCAUUAGAUGUCUUGGUGGACUUCUGGUUUGGAUCAUGAAGAAGCCGGUCGUUCCAGCAACCCCCCAACCAACUCAAAUUUCCAAGCCAGAAAGCCACAGUUCCCCCUAAAAUGGGGGGGGGGGAAGAAAUAAUGUACAAAAGCCUUCCAAAGGCCCCGCAGAGAAGCUAACCAGGAAGAGUGAGAAGAUCAAGGAGGAAGCUGUCCAUCUGUUGUGGGGUAGUAUGGUGGUGGCGAGCUGGCAGAGAGUUUCAAACUGCUUCCUGCACUGAAAAACGGGAGAAAAUUAACUUUUAGGCAAGCGGAAGAGCUCAGACUCAAAGAAUUUCUCAAGAGGUAUUUCAACUCUCUACAAGUGCUUGAGAAAAUUGUAGCUAACGAGAACUGUAUUAGGUUGAAUUAAUUGUGAAACAAUUGGAAGAAACUUUAGAAGACAGAGAGAAGCUGGAGAGGCUUGCCCAGUAUGAAACAAGAAUGGGAAACCUCUCUCUGCAAAGUUUAUAAAAUAUAGAGUAAAUAAAUACUAAAGUCAGAGGGUAAACCAGAGCAGGCUGUUUGAAACAGAGCUAACUGAUUGCAAUUUAACCAAAUAUAUUGGUUGUUAGAAGGCUCCAAAGUUAACCCAGAAGAAGCUUGGAGACAGAACCUGCUUCUUAAGCAAAGGGGAACAGUUUUUGACAGUGAUUUAAGGCACUAGAGCAGUGGUUCUCAACCUUCCUAAUGCCGCGACCCUUUAAUACAGUUCCUCAUGUUGUGGUGACCCCCAACCCUAACAUUUAUCCAUUUUACAGAUGGAGAACACAGAUGCAGAGAGUCUUAGGUGACGCCUGUGAAAGGGUCGUUCGACCCCCAGAGGGGUCCCGACCCCCAGGUUGAGAACCACUGCACUAGAGAAAUGCAAUCCUUCAACAGAGUGGCAGAACAGAGUCCCACUUUGAGCCUGAAUAAUGGCGACCAGGAAUAACAGAAAUAAUGUUUUGGAGAUAAAAAUCCCUGACAAAAAUGGUUCUGAUACCAAUGCAAAAUUAGAAGAACUCCUGGAACUAACAACUUGUUUUCAUGAAGAGGACAGCUUUAGUAAAAUUGAAAAUAGAUUCAACAAACUGGAAGUAGAACUACAAAAAGUCAAACAGGACCUGAACCACCUUAAGAAGAUGGAAGAGGUCAUUAAAGAGCUUAAGCAAGACUUGAAAUGUACUAAAGACACUGUAAGAUCCCUAGAUGCCAGAACUGGAGUGCUCAGAGGAGAACUGGAAGAUAUGGCUGACCGAAUGGGUUAUGGACUUAAAACUUAAGGAGAAGCAACACUGCGCUUCAGAGGGUGCGCUGAGGGUGAUGAAGAAAAUACAAGAGAGUUGAUAAGCAAAGCAGUGGCUACUUUUCUAGAGUGGAGUCAAGCAGAAAUAGAUUCCAAUAUUGACAGAAUCUUCAGAGUCAAUUUGAGAAUGGCAAAGAUAAAGAAAACUCCAAGGUAUAUUGUGGUUGUCUUCACAAAGAAACUUCUGAGAGAUGAAAUCUUAAACCAUGCAAGAAACAAAAUGCAAAUAAAUAGAAAUUAAAUAAGAAUCUUAAAGGAGAUCCCCAUACACAUCCUGACGAAAUAAAAAUAUUUUCAUCCCAUAACUCAGGGGUCUGCAACCUGCGGCUCUCCAGAUAUUCAUGGACUACAAAUCCCAUCAGCCCCUGU